AUGGGCGCAGAUGGAGGCUCAAUCCCUGAUCGCCGAGAUUUGGUCAAGACCAAGGGGAAGUCAGAGACCACGGACAAGGCGUUACUCCGAGAACUGUUCUUUCUCUGCGCAUUGAGCAAGAGACCGCUCACUCGACCUGUCGUUUUGGACCCCCUCGGGAAGCUGUACAACAAGGACGCGGUGCUCGAGUUCUUCCUCGACCGAAGCCGGUAUGGCGACGGUGAUCGGAUAUGUGGCUAUCUUAGAGGUGUCAAGGACCUGCUUACCCUCAACCUCACGCCAAAUCCCACCUACACCUCCCCCGACCCCUCCACUACCGCCUCCGUCUCCCAACGCGCUCCCUUUGCCUGCCCACUGUCGCUCAAAGAAAUGUCGGGCACAGUCCCAUUCAUUGCUCUCCGCCCAUGCGGCUGCGUCUUCUCCGAAGCGGCCGUUCGCGCCGUCAUUCCCAACCUGACCCGAGGCGUCCCUGCCAAAUCCUCCUCGGCGGCAACGGACGAGGCACCUGAUGCUGCUCAGCCGGUAGUGGAGAAGAAGGAGUCGGAAGUCGUCGCUUGCCCAAAUUGCGGCAAGGACAUACUUCCGACGGAAAGCGGGACCGUCUCGCCCAUCAACCCUUCGCGGGAGGUUCAGGAGGAUCUAUUGGAGCAGCUUUUGCUUUCCCGGGCGGCGGCGAAGGCGGGGAAGAAGCGGAAGGCGGGAGCUAUGGCGAGCAAGGGGGAGUCGAAUGGCGUAUCUGGAGAAGGAGACGUCAAGGCGGUAUCGGCCGGGCGGAAUGGGACGCCGGCGGAAUCCGAAGCGGGUCCACUACCAAAACAAAAGGCUGCUCGGACAACAGCUACUCCCGCGCCAGCACCGACGAUAAAUACGCUAGAUCCGGGAGGGAGUGGGCGGCAGUCAGUCGCGCAGAAGCUGGCGGCGCAGGAGCAGAAGAGAUUGGCGGCGCAAGCGGGGAUGAGCGAUGCGGUGAAGAGCAUGUUCAAGGGGAAGGAGAGUGAGAAGACGGGUGGAGCGGCUGAUUUCUUUGGGCGGACGUUCAAUCGCUACGCAUAA
Dioszegia hungarica is the source of this 1053-nucleotide messenger RNA. RefSeq names its product Rtf2 RING-finger-domain-containing protein. The record is from RefSeq and is a predicted model, not a curated record. The transcript is spliced from 4 exons. Gene Ontology annotation, cellular component: nucleus. NCBI's taxonomy places the organism in Eukaryota, Fungi, Basidiomycota, Tremellomycetes, Tremellales, Bulleribasidiaceae. Bases 1 to 1053 code for a protein of 350 amino acids. Gene Ontology annotation, biological process: mitotic DNA replication termination; site-specific DNA replication termination at RTS1 barrier.